Messenger RNA from Stylophora pistillata, 3237 nucleotides. Its product is annotated as ATP-dependent DNA helicase DDX11. The record is from RefSeq and is a predicted model, not a curated record. Gene Ontology annotation, biological process: nucleobase-containing compound metabolic process; establishment of sister chromatid cohesion. Lineage: Eukaryota; Metazoa; Cnidaria; Anthozoa; Scleractinia; Pocilloporidae. Gene Ontology annotation, molecular function: hydrolase activity, acting on acid anhydrides, in phosphorus-containing anhydrides; ATP binding; DNA binding. Gene Ontology annotation, cellular component: nucleus.
UAUUAGCGCGCGAAGUUUGGGUACCAUAACAUGAUAAUUAUGAAAGACCAAGAUUCCGCAAAAUAGCAGAUUUAGCCAUGGAAAAUCUUCCCAUCAGUACGUUCCCUUCAAACAGGAGCCCUAGCAUUCGUGACUGUGAACAGGUUGCAUCAACGCAGAUACGCCAUGGCGAAUCUGCGGCCGCAGAUAAGCCAGUAUUUUUCCCGUUUCCUUUCCCUCCCUAUGACAUCCAGGAGGAUUUUAUGAAAACUUUGUAUGGCGUGCUUGAGAAUGGAGAAGUUGGAAUUUUCGAAAGUCCUACGGGAACGGGAAAAUCUUUGAGCUUGAUUUGUGGAGCUCUUACCUGGCUAAAAAGUUAUGAAGAGAGGAGAGAGGAAGAACUAGACAAAGCCUUCUCAGGUUCAAAACAAGUUACAACUCACAGGGACAGUGUCAUACAUGAGGACAAAGGAAAAAUAUUUAAUAGUGCAGAUGAUUCCACAAUGCCAGACUGGGUGAUGGAAUUUGCAGAGAAGCAAGCUGCUCAAGAAAAAGAAGACAGAGUCAAGGAGGAAAGAGAGCGAUUGGAAAAACAAAGAGUGCAGCUUCAGAAACUUAAGAAUGAACUAAAACCAGCAUGUGCAUUUAAAACUGGAAAGAGAAAGCAUAGUAAUGGAGAGCACACUAAUUUUGGACUCAGUGGCUCAGACAUAGAGAACAAAAUUGCCAGUGAAAUCAAUGAAGUCCUUGGGAAAACCACACAAGAGGAUCCUGAUGCAGAUAUUGUAUUAACAGAAUAUCAAAGUGAUGGAGAACAGACUGGAUCAGAUCAGGAAGAUGAUGAUAAUGAUGAAGAGCCCCAUUGUUUAAAGAUAUUUUACUGCAGUAGAACACACUCCCAAUUGACUCAAUUUGUGAGGGAAGUGCAAAAGAGUCCAUUUAGUGACAGCAUACGAGUUGUAUCCCUUGGAUCCCGACAGAAUCUUUGCAUCAAUGAGGAUGUUAAAAGCCUUAAGAAUAUAAACAGAAUUAAUGAUAGGUGUUUGGAACUUCAAAAGAAAGACAAAGAGAAGAAAAAAGCUGUUGGAGAGAAACCUCCAAAGAAGAAGAAAGUUUCAAAUGGAUGUCCCUUCUAUAUGUACCAGCAACUGCAGAAAUUCAGGGACCAUGUGUUGGUGGAUGUAAAAGAUAUUGAGCAACUUGUUUCUGUCGGUGAAGAACUUCACGCCUGUCCUUACUAUGGGACAAGAUUAGCCAUACCCGCGGCACAGCUUGUAGUUUUGCCAUACAACAUCCUACUUCACAAGUCUACAAGGGAAGCCUGUGGGAUAAAGCUUAAAGGAAACGUGGUUAUUGUUGAUGAGGCGCAUAAUUUGAUCGACACAAUAAGUAGUGUACACAGUGUAGAAAUCACUGGUUCUCAGAUUUUGUGCUCUCACUCUCAGCUGACUCAGUACCAGGAUCGCUAUAGGUCAAGGUUAAAAGCAAAGAACUUGUUCUACAUUCAGCAACUACUGUAUGUCUUGAUGUGUUUCCUAAACUGUAUUGGAGGAAAGGAGCAAAGUAAACCAGAAUCAUUGUCUAGUGCAAAAGACAACAGAAAGCAAGAAGUGAAGCUACUAACAAUCAAUGAUUUCCUCUUUGCUGCCCAAAUAGAUAAUGUAAACCUUUUUAAGAUAAAAAGAUACUGUGAGAAGAGCAUGAUUUCUAAAAAGCUGAAUGGAUUUGUUGACAAAUAUCAUUCUGUACAAGUGGGAACAGGAUUAACUGCUGGAGAAGAAGGUGGAUUGUAUGAAAGCUGUAAUUCACCUCUUCAAAUCAUUGAAAGCUUUUUGGAAGCACUCACAAAUGCUGACAAAGAUGGAAGGAUUGUCAUUAACAAGCAAGAGCGACCCAGUAACUCCAGUCUGAAGUUUCUUCUUUUGAAUCCAGCGGUCCACUUCACCACUAUCAUCAAGGAAGCCAGAGCUGUUGUUGUUGCUGGGGGAACAAUGCAACCGAUGUCGGAUUUUAAAGAUCAGCUCUUUACUUGUGCUGGACUUUCCAGUGACAAAAUGGUGGAGUUUUCCUGUGCUCAUGUUAUUCCAGCAGAACAUUUGCUCGCUGUAGCGUUAGACAAAGGACCUUCUGGAAAAGAUCUUGAUUUUACUUACCAGUCGAGAGACUCGAAGCAGUUGAAAGAAGAACUGGGACGACUCCUGCUAAAUAUUUUUGCUGUAGUUCCCGGAGGAGUAGUGUGUUUUUUCUCCUCGUAUGAUUAUGAAGAGAAAGUCUGCAAAUACUGGCAGGAAUCCGGGAUUCUGGAGAAAUUAAACGCUAGUAAGAAGGUCUACAGAGAGCCACGUAAAUCUAGUCAACUUGAUCAAGUUCUUUCCUCCUACGCAGCCUGUAUUAAGAAGCCAGUCGUAAUUGCCAACAACUCUCCAAAUGGCGCGGUGUUGUUCUGUGUGGUCGGAGGAAAGAUGAGUGAGGGGAUAAAUUUUUCUGACGACCUUGGUAGGUGUGUGGUCAUGGUGGGUCUGCCUUAUCCAAACAUCUACUCACCGGAAUUAAAUGAGAAAAUGAUAUAUCUUGACGCAACUUUGGGGCCAAAAGCUGGUCAAAUACAUUAUGAAAACCUUUGCAUGAAAGCCGUAAAUCAGUCAAUAGGUCGCGCUAUUCGUCACAAACGAGACUUUGCGACAAUCCUGUUGCUUGAUCAGCGGUAUGGUUCUGCUAGAAUUCAGAAAAGCCUUCCAGGUUGGAUUUCAAACCGACUUCAGCACCAGACUCGCUUUGGUUCUGCAUUUGCUGCCAUUCGCAAGUUUUUCGUGGACAAGCGACAGGCGGAUGAAGCCAUGACAAACACUAGACUGGAACAGAUGACCACGUGAAACCUGAAGUGACCUGAUUACCCACAGAGAUUUAAAGCAAAAUGUAACGUGUUUAUUUGAUAGAUUACUUCAAUGAAGUACACGGUUCCAAGUUUAUUUAUUUUUAUUUAAUAUAUCUAUUUCACGAAUGCAUCAUGAUACAUAUUUUCAUCGGCACAACGACAAUGAAAGCCCCUUGCCGAGUCUGCUCCAUUGAACCCUUCAAUCUCCGGGAGUGACCGAGACAGAAUUUCUCCUUAGAAAAUUAAUACAAGAUUAAGCAGAAAAAUGAUGAGGAAAAAACAAAGAAAGAAAAUAUCAGAUAGGGAUCAUUAGUUGAUCCAAUACCAAAUUUUAUGAAUUAAUAUCACGAGGAUUGUAUUUGUGCACGAUCCUCGCUGUAAUG